Messenger RNA from Anopheles marshallii, 10404 nucleotides. RefSeq names its product dmX-like protein 2 (gene Rbcn-3A). The record is from RefSeq and is a predicted model, not a curated record. Gene Ontology annotation, cellular component: RAVE complex. The coding region runs from base 1 to 10404 and encodes 3467 amino acids. NCBI's taxonomy places the organism in Eukaryota, Metazoa, Arthropoda, Insecta, Diptera, Culicidae. The transcript has 19 exons. Gene Ontology annotation, molecular function: protein binding. Gene Ontology annotation, biological process: vacuolar acidification.
AUGAAUUGUCAUCAAAUUCUCAGUGGUGCUUGCAAUGCUGGCGAUCGUUGUUUUGCUGUUGGAUCCGUCGAAGGAGUUCCUUUCACAGCGUACGCGGCAGGAUGCAAUAUCGUGGUGCUAGCAAGCAACUUUGAGCGUGUCCAAAUUAUACCCGGAGCGGUGCACAAUUAUAUUCGCAUCUCGGCACUCGAUGCCAGUACAGACACCGGAAAGAUAGCGGCCGCUUACGAGGACAAGGUAUGCAUCUUCGAACCGACACCGCUAAUCCAUACAGAAAGGGCGUCAACUCACGGAUUGGAAUACAAAUGGGUCCAAACUGGAAGCUUGCAAGCAUCGUCGCAUAUCAGUUCGCUUUCGUGGAACCUCGAGGGAACACGAUUGCUGACCGGUGGGACGGUGCUUCAGCUGUGGCACGAACGUUUAUCCAAGCAGGAUGAUGAUGAACCAAGCUCGGUUAAAUUCGAAAUCGGAGGAGAACGCGAUCCGAAAACGCCUACCGGUGAAGAAGAAUCCGACAGCAGCUCAUGGGAUUGCGUAUGGAAAUGCCACACAGCAACACCCGUUCAUCAUAUGGCGUUUAGUCCCGAUGGUACAUUGUUCGCAACGUCUGGUAAAAGCGAUCGUUUGGUUAAAGUGUGGUACGAGAACAAAUACACCCUUUUCCCAAAUAAGAGCUUCGAUCAGUCCCAAUCGCAACAAAGCUUCGUUGGUGCGCCGGAAAUUAGUUAUGGAUUCGUUUACGUUGCUCACCCUCGCGCCGUCACGCAUCUGUCGUGGCGCAAGACGAGCAAGUAUAUGCCAAAGGGAUCUGUGUCUAACAUGCUGGUGACAUCUUGCCUGGACAACAUCUGUAGAAUUUGGGUAGAAACCGUGCUACCGGAAGAUGGGUUGGUGAACAUGAAUCAGUUCGAUCCGUUGGCAUCACAGAACCCAAAGUUUCGUACCCAUCGCCAUAAGCAUAGGUUCAUGCAACGUUUGAAGCACAUGAAAACAUGUUUCCAUAUUCGGCGGCACGCGAAACAUAGCGGCACAGCAGGAGCGAAUGGACUGAAUGGGAUGGGUCCCGGGUUCGGAGGACCUGGAGCCAGUUCAGGGUUUGGUAAUGCACCCAUUCCAACUCUACCAUCGACUUACAGUGUGCACGAUUUCCAUUCGUACGGAUAUCACGGUACUGGGAUGAGGUCUGGAUUGCACUUUCAUCUUGCUGCUUCGAUUAACGCCGAGACUGAUAUACCGUUGGUACCGUCAAUGCAUACGACCGACCCUUCAGCACAGCCCAACUUUAUACUGCAUUGGCUGAACAACAAAGAGAUGCACUUUACACUUCAAGCAGAAGGGAUAUUACAAGAGAUGACACGCAAGGUGAUCGAAAAGGAGGAAAUGCAAAAUGUCUCCGGAAGCAAUAGUGAAGGUGGUGGAGGAGUUGGUGCAAACGACCCUGGUGGAAGUCUACUGCUGGAAGAAGGUUCUUUAACUGAGCACCAUCGAAAGGGGCAACUGAAAAGCACACUUUCUCAGGAGGAAAGUAACAGUAGUGAAGAACAUCCACCAUUGCACUCGCAGCACCGUUCACAUUCGAUUGGAGCGGGCUCGCACGUCGGGUUGCCCAGUCAUCAUUCGUUAUCGAACACUACGUCCAUCAAUUCUUUAGCGAACGACGGUAAUUUACACGUAACGGAUUCGCUAGACAUGAAGAUCGACUGUUUGUUACGAGACUGGCAACACAGCCCGGACCUGCUGUUUUCCAUUCAUCCAAUUGACGGCAGCUAUCUUAUUUGGGUGGUAGAGUGGUUGGACGAGUAUCAUCCUGGUUCGUACCGCCAGGCACAGGUUUCAUUUUCCACCCGCAUUCCGUCGGCUUUCCCGCUGGGCGAUGCUAUGUCGAUGUCGACGACUGUUGCGCUGUACAACACUGGCGGAAAUCUAGGUUUCCGUGAUAUGAUCAUGCGCGGUCCCAAAUCUUCGUGUUCUACCGGUGGACAAAACAUGGUCGGCGCACAAUUAGAUGUCAUUAGUGAUUGUGUAACGUCUCUUCCGAGCGUUAUGGAGGAGAAUGAAGCUAACGAAGAAGAUAAUGCUGAACAAGCGAGCAAUGCGGAAACCAAAGAUCCCGGUGGUGAAGGAACAGGUGAUCAUACAUCCAAAAAAGACCACGCAGCAGGAGCAGAAGGUGGUCCACUGGAGCAAGCCGACAUUCUAACUGCACCACCCUCACCCACCAUCUCAAUGGUAACAAAACAUUCAAAUGGAACACUUAAUCUGUGGCAAUUAACAUUUGCCGAUCGAAGCAAGUUUUCGCAAGUGCUCAGUAUCGGUCACGCCUCACGCGCCUCCGGACAUCGGUUCCGCGUAAAUGAUAUAACGUGUCAUCCAGUACUGCCGCUGCUGCUAACUACGUCCCAUCACAAUCUACCGGACAUCCCGGCUGGUGACAAACCACAGUCCGGUAACGGCAUUGAUAAUCGUUCCUUGGGAAUGCAUCGCUCAAAGGAUGUAUGUGCUCCAUCUGGAUUCUGCUCCGAGCUGAUAUUGUGGCGGGUGGAUGCUGUUGGACCGUUGUCGCAGUCCGGAGGUGUUAGCGAGCUGGCUCGCAUUAAUUCGCCAGAAAUUUCCGCUUUCAGUAACGUUGCAUGGAUACCGACUUUACUGCCCAGUACGACGCUUGGCAAUCUUAGCAACUCUCCAUCUGCCUGCUUCGUCGCAAGUGACGGUGAAUGUCUACGGGUGUAUCAGGCGGUCAUUGACGCACGCACAUUACUGGCGGAGAUAUCAAGCUCCGAACGACGGUGUCGAAGAAUGGACUCGUUGAUGUCACUAUCUACCGAGUCGUCGGAGAAUGCAGGAAUGUUGCCACCUAUAUUACACGAUAAGAUUAAAAUCGUGUCUCAGCAAUCCACCGCACGUCCUGGUUGCAUUAUUCAGCUCGAUGCGAUCGAUGACGCAACACACGAUUGGCAGAAUACACAAUUUUUGCACGUGUUUCAGGAACAAUUGAUCACGGGAGAACGAACGGAACCUUCUAUAGAUCCCUUCGACCUUAAACCUACUAUCGGCCUGAUGGAUGGCGGUAUGGGAGCAAUGGUGGAUUUGCAGCGCAACUCUCAGUUUGAGCAACCGUUCUAUCUGGUAGUGUUGGAACGUACUCAAAAUGGCACCACUUUGCACAUGUGGCGUAUUGUAAUCGCUUCCCAGCCUGCUGCCUCCGACGAAAUGAGUAGCAGUAUGAUGUACGUACCCGAUAGCAACCUUGUGCAGGAUUUGGAUGAUCCGGAGAAUGUUCACCGCCCAUCAGUUGUGCCAGAGGAUAUACCCAAGAGUUCUGCCCAUAAUCGUGCUCCGUUGGAUCAUGCCUCACAUGUAAAUAUAUCCACGACUAAAGUGUGCACGCAAGAGCUACCGCUUCCGGAUGGAGUGGAUGUGAUUCAUGCUGCACCAGCUGCCGGUCAUUUAAGUUCUUCUUCAAUUUAUCCUGCCUGCUUUGCACCUUAUAUAAUCGUUACGGCGUGUUCUGAUUCAACGGUGCGCUUUUGGAAGUGUAAAAGCAUCCAGCGUAAAGAAGGCAAACUUGGUAGUGAAGAUGGUAGUAAUCAAGUCCCUCGGUACGAGUGGUGCGAGUGGGAAAUGAUCCGCAAGGAUCAAGAAUCGACAAUCGAUGUAAGUGGACAACUGUUGCAUAUUAGUGCGGCGUACUCGGGACGAAUAGCUUGCGCAUACAAGUACGGUAAAUCCUUUACUCGGCCCACGAAGAGCAGCGAUCCAGAGACACGUUUCGUGAACUUGAGUGUGGCUAUUUAUGAGUGCGAGUCGACUGGUGGUAGUGAAUGGGUUCUAGAAGAUACAAUACACCUGAAAAAUAUUCACCUUCCACGCAUACAGGCGGAUCAUAACUUGGAUUUAAGCUACCUGUAUGACACACGUACGCUUCAGAAAAAGCAACGGCUAAAUCAAGUGCUUCAUACGCUCUCACACGACGAUGCUAGAUCUCCGCGCUCUGUGAAUGGAGAUGUAACGCCUGAGGCUCUAGCAAAACCGGGAACGGGCCUGUUGGCUGUCCCAAGCUUCAGCACUCUGCAAUCAUUGCGUAAAAGCAUCACUGAGCAUGGCAACACAUGCCCUAUUACGCAGAAACAUCUGGUACAGUUGGACUGGGUAUCCAAGGAAGAUGGUUCACACAUUCUUACCGUUGCGGUCGGUAGUAAAAUCCUUCUGUUCACGCCUGUGUGUAGCGAUUUGGCACAGUCUAACAUGAAAGCGAUGAAAGAAUCCCAAUCAACGAACCGUCCUCUGCUACGUAAAGCUAGCUCGUUGGCGCAACCACAUUUUAAUGACGAAAUUCGCUGGAUGAAACUGCGCCAAAUAGAGCUUACUACAGCCGAUGGUUUACCACCAUUGCCGAUGCAGAUCUCCUGGGUAAGGGACGGCAUAUUCGUGGCUGGAAUGGACUCCGAGAUGCAUGUGUACUCACAGUGGAAGCCACAGAGCAAUAGUUUGUACAACGUGAAUCACCAGCUAGACAUUGACGAUAUGUAUGAUACGCGUAACUUAAAGGAUGAAGAUCUUCGCUCGAUGGCGCAGGAUAGCACCCAACGUCGGCUAGCAAAUGUGUCCUCAAUGCCCGUACUAUCACGCGUUAGCUCCAUCAAUCUUAAUCAGAUGCUUUCGUCUGCUGACGCUAACAAGAAGAAAAAACCUCUUGGUGCGGCAAGCACCGGACAGAUUGGAGCCGUGGCAGCUGCCGCAAUGGCUGCCGAUCAACAGCAAUCUCCUGGGCAUCACGAUUACAUGACCGAUUAUGGAUUAUUCGAGGCUUCCCGGAUUGCCUGCCCGGUACUUCCACAGUAUCACCCUAAACAGUUGAUGGAACUGUUGAACUCUGGUAAAAUCCGCUGGGUGAAGGCGAUUCUAGCACAUCUCGUCCGUUGCAUCAGUGGUUCGUAUACCGUGCGCGGUUGUGGAGGAGACGAAGAAAGUCUUAACCGACAGCGUGGUUGGUCUAGAACUCGCACUCUUUCCAUUAGCUGUCCGGCAGGCACCGUUAGUCCUCUUGAACCAAGAGGAUCGACGACACAGAUCCCAGAGGAACUUACGCUUGACUAUGCGGAAAUCACAUCUAUUCCUCCCUUGCCGUUGUGGACUCUUCUUGCUGCAGAUAAGGAAUCGACUAGUAGUAAUUUGCAGCAAAAUGACGAAGAUUACAAUGAACUAUUCGAAAGCAACACGGCAGACGAAUCGCUCGAUGACUUGUUAGAUGAUGAGAGCGGUGGUGGCGAAAUGAACCGACAUACUGACCGAAGAUCGUCGCUUCCGGAAAAACAUUACCUCUCGCAUUUUGGACCCCGUCAAGGACAGCUACUUUCGCGUCUACUGACGCACACUCAUCUCCCAGGACUUUCGUCAUUGGAUCAGAUGCACUUACUUGCGUUAGCCGAUACGGUGUCGACAUGCAAUAUAGACUUCGCCGAGCGUUUUGCUAUCGAUGCAGCCAAAACGGCAAUAGCGAAAGAAAAUUUGACCGGUGUACCAAAUACGGAAAAUGUUUCAACCGAUUCAUUAGAUGACUGUGGGCUGCGAUUCCUGCUGGCAAUGAAGCACUAUAACUAUUUGCUGCGUUGUCUUCCCAUUUCACAACGCCACUCGUUCCAGAAGCAGGGUGUCGGUACGUCGAAUAUCGUGUGGGCAUUCCAUUCGGAGAGCGAGGAAGAGCUGCUUAAUCUGAUACCGUCGUAUGUGAAAGGGCAACCAAAGUGGCACGUGCUGAAAGAGCUUGGUGUUGGAUGGUGGCUUCGCAAUAACAACUUACUUCGCCAAUGCAUCGAGCGCCUGGCAAAGGCAUCGUUCCAGGCAAAUCAGGAUCCGCUUGAUGCGGCGAUCUACUACAUGGCGAUGAAGAAAAAGUCAGUUGUUUGGGGGUUAUAUCGGUCGAAAAAAGACGAAAAGAUGACGUCGUUCUUCGCAAACAAUUUCUCUGAGGAUCGCUGGCGGAAAGCGGCAUUGAAAAACGCGUUUGCACUGCUGGGAAAACAGCGUUUUGAGCACGCCGUUGCCUUCUUCCUUCUUGCAAACUCGCUAAAUGACGCACUAGAAGUUUGUUUGACAAAGCUGGAAGAUUUGCAACUAGCCCUGGUUAUUACAAGAUUGUACGAAGGAGAGCACGAUCCGACACCACCUAGCUUCAAGAAACUGCUGUACGAGGAGGUGUUGGGUUGCGAUAAAAAUGGUGAAAAUCAGGACCUUAGCCGUGCUCACCCAGAUCCGUUCCUUCGUUCCAUGGCACUGUGGAUUUUGAAAGACUAUACGGGUAGUUUGAGUACGUUGUUGGACAGUCAGAUUGGUAGCAUGCAUCCUCUAUUCGAUGACGAAAGUGCCGCCCUCGGUAAUGUAUCCCAUCAUGACGCUAGUCACUCAACGAACCCCAAUGUGUUCAAUUUUUACGUGUACUUGCGCACACAUCCACUGCUCAUAAGGCAACACAUUGCCUCGUCAGCACAGGACAAGAAGCGAGCACAAGUCGUGAUUGCCGGUUUCAGCUAUGGUGCUGCUGACACUAGCACAACUUCCGGUGGACUAACGACGGACAAACAAAUUCAGUUAGAGGACUCCAUUACCCCACUCGAACGACAACUUUAUUUUACCACUGCACAUGCGCACUUCAAAGCGGGAUGCCCAGCCUUGGCGCUGGAAGUGUUGAGUAAACUGCCGACCAAGGUAAUCGAUCAAGAAACGAGCAACGCGCAAAGCCCAGCUAGUGGACCGGAUAUAAAAAUACAGGAUCAAAGUACGCUCAUUGCAACGGGUACUUUAGAUUGGAGUAGCCAAACCAGUGGUAAAGAAACAGCCACAUCUACGACCAUGGACUGGGGCGCACCAGUGUCCUCUCAAGUAAACGGAGAAGAUGAUUUUAAGAUCGUAUGGGACGACGAUGGUGCAGCAGCGGAAGAUGAAAGUAGUGAUGACGAUGGAGGUAUACAGAUAAAGAAAAAAUCGGAACCAGAGAGCCUUCCGCUCAAUAAAAAUGCUGAAACAGCAUUAGGAGACGAGGAAUCCGUUACCGGUGGAAGCCUAGACAUAAUGGCCCAGCAGUUAAAGUUUAUUGCAUGUUUAAAGAUUCUUAUGGAGGAGCUAUCGACACUUGCCACGGGCUUCGAAGUCGACGGAGGUCAGCUACGAUAUCAACUAUACGUAUGGUUAGAGCGUGAGGUGGAAGCUUUGAAGCAACUGUGCAAUUAUAGCACCGGUGACUCGGAAAAUACCGCCAUUGAGGAUACCACGACGGCUGAGGCAGUGGAUCGCGAUACACCCGUACUGGCGAACAAAUUCCCACACGAUAAACCGACGUUACAUGAAAUUCUAAUUCAGGAGAAGCAAGAUUUCGAAGCCAAAGUGCAAAGAGCAGCAAGACGCAAACGGUGGUUAAAGGCCAACGAAACACUGCUUCGUACUUUGCUAAGCUACUGUUCAUUGCACGGCGCUAGUGGAGGUGGUUUGGCGUCCGUACGCAUGGAAUUAGUGCUGUUGUUGCAAGAGUUGCAACAAGAAAAAACGCAACAGCAGUUGCUGAGUCCGUUACCGUUCCCGACUACUUUGCCACUGUUGAGUGCUUGCGUUGCUGGUAACAAAACAGUGAUCGCAGACCCACUACGCUAUCUGCAAUCGCACACGCACGACAUGCUGCAAACGAUGGUUAACAUGCGUACACCGCCGCAUAUGAACCGUGCGUACACGUUCCCGAGUGGUAUCUUCGUCCUGCGUGACCUUGCUGUGGCGCUUUCGGCCUGCAUCUACCAGUCUCUGUGCGACUCGGACACGUUCAGUGUGAAGCAGUCAUCCUCGUCAAUCGACGGUGGCAGUCAGGGUUGCCACAGUCCUGGCAUGGAGACUAUCGCAAAACUAAACGCGAGUUGCCAGAGUACGCAUUUGAUGGCUAACGCGGCUGCUCACCAGCGACGCCGCAAGUACUCAACCGAUGAACCACUGGCAGUCAGUACACCGCCCUCCAAAUGGCCCGGUGUGACCAAUCUGCGAGCGUUGCUGGCACGAGAGAAGGACGAAGAUACUCCACGGUUAAAUGUACUGCUGUGCGAAUCAUUCGUGGCCGCAUACAUGGCCUUGUUCGUGUACGCUCUGACCACUUGCGACAGUCAUAUUCUGUAUCGCCUAGCCGGGCAGAACUUCUCCGACAGCUCCUGGUCGACAUUGUUCGGCGGUGGUGUAAAGAAGUUGUUGCGUAAGGCUACCUCGCAUGCACAAACAGCGCAAGCAGUACAAGCACAGCUGCAGCAGGAAAGCAUGGAGGCCGCGGGCGAGACAGGAACCAGUGCAGAAGGUAGCGUUUGGGGAGCGGUAACAUCGCUGACCAAGCACCGUGUGAAGCUAAACAUGAAAUUGCUGGGACCGUUCGCCGGCCCACAGGGUGCGUCCAACAUGAAGGAAGACAAACCAACCUACCGGGAACAGUUUGUACCACCAGAAAUGUCCAUGGUGUCAUACUUCCUCACAAAACCAAUUCCGAAGGGCCUGGGAACGGACGAAGAGGAGUACGAUUCGGCAGAUUCCGCAGUGUCUGAUCUAGAUGAUGAAGACGAGGACGAAGAUGUGUUCAACGAUCCGCUGAACAAUGAUCCCAAAGCUUCACAAGUAUCGGCUGCCGUCAGAAGACAUCGACUCGAAAACACUGAACACUCCAAUCCGAAUUCCUAUUCUUGGUGUAUUAUGCGUUACGCUUUAAUCCGCGUGGCGCAGAAUCAAUUGCAGUCGUACAUUGCUAUCGCUGGGAUUGAAAUGCAAGAGCUUCCUGUCAGCAGUCCAUUAGUGCAUGGGAUAUUGCGAACACUGUCAUCAUGGCAAGAUCUGCUCAAAGAGGAGUUAGAAAACCGUGGCCCCGCAUCAGUUGAUUACAUUCCAGGGUGCUUCAUUGAAACCGAAGCGAAAGGCCCAGCGAUUCACAAGUAUCGUUCACUACUUGAACGUUCAAAUACCCCAUUCAGCCCUUGUUUAUCUGCAUCAGCACCGGCUAGACGGCUAUGGAACUAUUUGGUGCGCAUUGAAUCCGUGCAGGAAAUUUUCAUUCGGGCUGUGUUUGGCAAGAAAAAAUCGACUGCUAACGCGUUCGAAUCUACUAUGGGUGGUGGAUCGGCUUCAGCUUCGAUCAACGAUUCCGGAACACCAAUCGGUCAUGAAAAUAAUGGAAACGUAGCUGGACCUCACCAGCAACAUAAUCAAAACAUUCCAGAACCAGUACGGAUCAUACACAAGGACCAAGAACAAAUAUCUGCCUUCUGCCUCAAUAUGGUAAAUCCUGGUUUGCUCGCACUUGCAACACCGAGAGAAGUGCAAGAAAUGGAUAUAUCACUACUCCUUGAAUCGCCCAAUUGGAUGGAAGACGAGUGUGAGAUGGACAUUAUGAACCUGUCCAAGGAUAUAGAAUCACUUGCUUCAAGCAGUUUCUUGGUCAUACAAACUUCAACAGAUAAACAUCUGCUUAACCAAAACAUCAGCAGUGCUCAAAACUACGGGGCCCCUUCAAGUCCUCAACCUGGAAUUGCUGGACAAUCAGGCCGUGGAGCAUCAGUGGUGCUGAAACAUAAAGUGGAUAAUAUUAAACGUAUGAGUGCACAUCCGUUGAUGCCAUUGUAUCUUACUGGCGGACAGGACGGUUCGGUACAGAUGUGGGAAUGGGGCCACCAACAAGUUGUGUGUACACCGCGUUCGCCGGGGACGUUCGCAAAAGUUACUCGCUGUCGGUUUUCACAGCACGGCAAUAAGUUCGGUAUUGCAGAUGGUGAUGGCAACCUAAGCCUCUGGCAAGUGGGUCUUGCAAGCCAAAGCAAUCGUCCCUUCUUCACGUAUCAAUGCCAUAAUAAAGGAAUCACAGAUUUCGUAUUUCUCGGAUCAUGCAGUUUGGUGGCAACGGCUGGUCACAGUUCGGAAAGCAAAAACGUAGCUAUAUGGGAUACACUUUUGCCGCAAAAGAAAGCUCUGGUAGCCGCCUUUACAUGUCACGAUCAAGGUGCUUCUAGUCUAGCGUAUGCACCUCAGCAUCAGUUACUUAUUUCAGCUGGCAAGAAAGGUGAUGUUAGCAUUUUUGAUGUUCGUCAACGUAUUCUACGACACCGGUUCCAGGCACAUGACCAUCCAAUUAAAUGCUUGGCAAUUGAUCCAAAUGAGGAACAAUUUGUAACCGGCUCGGCUGAUGGUGAUAUUAAGGUUUGGGGUCUAUCAGUCCAUACCCAGCUGUACAGUUUCAUGGGAGAGCAUGCCCGGAGCAGCUUUUUCAAGCACAUUGGCCAGGGCGUUACUCAGCUGCAAAUAGACCAAGGAGGACGAUUAUUUUCCUGUGGCGCAGAUGGUUCGAUGAAAGUGCGACAGCUACCUGAUCGUGAAUCGAUUGUUCAUUCGUUGUAUUAA